UAGAACCACCCAAGAGUCUCUUUUGCUCUCUUCUUCUUCUCAUCUCUUUGCCUACAAAAAUGAAAAACCUUCACACCAUUUUCUCUUGCCAAACCAAACCAAAACCAAAACCAAAACCAAAAAAACCAUUUUCAUCUCAAAUUCUCAAUCUUGUUUACCACCAUGUCAUCUCUCUCUGUUCGGCUUCUUUCAAUCCCUUUAUCUUCUUCUUCAAACAAGACAAGGCUCAACGCCACAACAACUCCGGCGGUGGCUCCGGCGACAGCGGUGGCGGUGGACGCCGGGAGGCUGGAGCCGAGAGUGGAGGAGAGAGAUGGGUACUGGGUGUUGAAGGAGAAGUUCAGACAAGGACUUAAUCCUCACGAGAAAGUGAAGCUUGAGAAAGAGCCCAUGAAGCUUUUCAUGGAGAAUGGGAUUGAGGAGCUCUCCAAGAUGUCUAUGGAGGAGAUUGACAGCCAUAAGGCUGCCAAGAAUGAUAUUGAUGUCAGGCUUAAAUGGCUUGGUCUUUUUCACCGGAGAAAGCAUCAAUAUGGUAGAUUUAUGAUGAGGUUGAAGCUACCAAAUGGGGUCACUACAAGUGCUCAAACAAGAUACCUUGCUAGUGUUAUAAGAAAAUAUGGAAAGGACGGUUGUACAGAUGUGACAACUAGGCAAAAUUGGCAAAUUCGUGGAGUGGUGUUGCCUGAUGUUCCGGAAAUACUGAAGGGUCUGGCCGAAGUUGGGUUGACAAGCCUGCAGAGUGGUAUGGACAAUGUGAGAAACCCGGUUGGUAAUCCUCUUGCAGGCAUUGACCCUCAUGAGAUUGUUGACACAAGACCUUAUACAAACUUGUUAUCCCAAUUCAUCACCGCCAACUCGCGCGGCAAUCCAAUCAUUACAAACUUGCCAAGGAAGUGGAAUGUGUGUGUAAUUGGCUCUCAUGAUCUUUAUGAGCACCCUCACAUCAAUGAUCUUGCUUACAUGCCCGCCACAAAAGAUGGACGAUUUGGAUUCAAUUUGCUUGUUGGAGGCUUCUUCAGUCCUAAACGGUGUGAAGAGGCGAUCCCUCUUGAUGCCUGGGUGUCUACAGAUGAUGUGAUCCCAGUUUGCAGAGCCGUACUAGAGGCCUUUAGGGAUCUUGGCAACAGAGGCAACCGACAAAAGACGAGAAUGAUGUGGUUGAUCGAUGAACUUGGGAUAGAAGGAUUCAGAGCAGAAGUAGUGAAGAGAAUGCCCGGGAAAAGUCUAGAGAGAGCAUCUUCUGAAGAUCUGGUUGAUAAACAAUGGGAGAGGAGAGAUUAUCUAGGUGUUCAUCCACAAAAACAAGAAGGGCUUAGCUAUGUUGGCCUGCACAUUCCAGUUGGGCGUGUUCAAGCAGACGACAUGGAUGAGCUAGCUCGUUUAGCUGAAGAGUAUGGCAGAGGGGAACUCCGCCUCACUGUGGAGCAAAACAUCAUAAUUCCCAACGUCGAGAACUCAAAAAUCGAAGCACUGCUCAAAGAGCCUCUUCUGAAGGACAGGUUCUCCCCCGAGCCCCCCCUUCUCAUGAAGGGCUUGGUGGCCUGCACGGGCAACCAGUUUUGCGGCCAGGCCAUCAUCGAGACCAAGGCCAGGGCCUUGAAGGUGACUGAGGAGGUGGAGAGGCUAGUGGCAGUGACUCGUCCGGUGCGGAUGCACUGGACGGGGUGCCCAAACACCUGCGGGCAGGUUCAGGUUGCGGAUAUCGGGUUCAUGGGGUGCAUGACAAAGAAUGAGAAUGGCAAGGUUGUUGAAGGAGCAGAUGUGUUCUUGGGAGGGAGAAUUGGGAGUGACUCACACUUGGGACAAGUUUACAAAAAGGGUGUCCCUUGCAAGGACUUAGUGCCCUUGGUUGUGGACAUUUUGGUCAAUCAUUUUGGGGCUGUUCCUAGGGAGAGGGAAGAAGGAGAGGAAUGAUUGAAGCUGGACCAAUGGUGUUUGAUGUUUGUCUUUUACCUAUUUGGAGAGGAAAAAGCAGUGGUUUAGAAUUUUUUGCUCAUGGAACUAACAUGAAUGGCUUGAAAUAGCCAGAGGAAAGAGGGAAGGGGUGCUCAUGCAGAUAUUUACAUGUUUAGUUGUAUUCGCCUGUUUUAACUCCUUGUGCAUGUAAAGUGGAAUAUUGGAAAUCUAGU
Messenger RNA from Morus notabilis, 2129 nucleotides. RefSeq names its product ferredoxin--nitrite reductase, chloroplastic. The coding region runs from base 163 to 1914 and encodes 583 amino acids. The transcript is spliced from 4 exons. NCBI's taxonomy places the organism in Eukaryota, Viridiplantae, Streptophyta, Magnoliopsida, Rosales, Moraceae. Gene Ontology annotation, molecular function: oxidoreductase activity; iron-sulfur cluster binding; heme binding. The record is from RefSeq and is a predicted model, not a curated record.